UCUCUGACAUCCAUACAAAUACUAAACGAACCAGCACCCCGAGCAGAAAAAAAUAAAUUAUUUCAGCAUGGCUGCAGAGGGGAUUUGGCAGAACAUCACUGCCCUUUUCUCCGGCCUAAUGAUUCACGGCGAUUCGAAAAUUUCUUCCGGCUUAUCAUCCUCACUAACUUUUGAGGGGUUUUCACGGCUCCCAGAAAAGGUGCGCAUCAAAAUCUGGAUAUAUUCUCUACCUGGGCCACGUCUUGUCCGCAUGGUUGGGUAUCUUGGCAGCGAGAGGAUACUAUCUUCAGCAUUGUCUCACCCUUUUCAUCUUCUUCAUGUGAACCGCGAAUCUCGCAAAGUCGCUCUCACGAAAUACUGCGUUCUCCGAGACUUGUCUGUUGUUCCGGUAUACAUCGAUCCAAAGAUUGACCUUUUAUGCUUCCUCGAUUUUGAUCAAUUCCGUAACUUUAUCAGAGAAAGAGUCCAUAAGGUUCACAAGGGGCCACCGGUGAUAGAUAAAUUUGUUGUUUUUGGUAUCGCAGAGACAAAAGAGCUGGAUGCUCGAGAUCGAAUUGAAGAUGUUAUGGACGCUAGCUACUCUGCGAGGUUUAUAUAUCCUGAUCUGAAAAAGGUCAUCUUCGUUUUGGAGAAAGAUCAAGUCGAAAAGCAAUUGGCACAAACCCUUGAGAACAAAGAGAAGAAAAGGAAGAUAUAUGAAGUGCUCAAAGGGAAAUUUGGCGAUCGCAUACCUUUGGAUCUGCAGGUGGAUUUCUUAACCAUGGAGAGUCUUGUCCUACAGUAUAACGUGGAGACAGAUUCUGAGCUGGGAGCUUAGAUGUAUGCUAUUUGAUCGUUAUUAUGGCUAUUUAUGAGUCAAAAUGAGACUCAAAUGUUCCACAUGGGCUCUUCAUAAUAAUCAGUCACGCCUUUGUGAAGUCAUUAAUCCGCGCAGCAUUCCUCCGGCCCAACAUACACUUCAAGUUCUUUAAUAAUUCAA
Sclerotinia trifoliorum is the source of this 979-nucleotide messenger RNA. The record is from the annotation of a GenBank genome assembly. Lineage: Eukaryota; Fungi; Ascomycota; Leotiomycetes; Helotiales; Sclerotiniaceae.